Molecule: messenger RNA, 907 nt
Organism: Pyricularia grisea
Lineage: Eukaryota; Fungi; Ascomycota; Sordariomycetes; Magnaporthales; Pyriculariaceae
Exons: 2
Coding region: 119-907 (262 amino acids)
Source: RefSeq, a predicted model, not a curated record
UCAUCAUCAUCAUCAUCAUCAUCUCCUCAUUCACCAACUUUAAACCAUCAUACUACCCGCUGCGCGGCACUUCACUUCAGCUUUACACCCACGCAAUAGAUCCCACUCACCAGCAAACAUGCGUACUCCCAGCUUUGCUCAACUCCUUAUCUCGGCGCUUGGUGCCUCGACACUCGCCCACAGCCUUGAGCUGUCAUCCACACGCAUCUUGACUGGUGCCAUCGUCUUGCUCGCCGGGCAUGCCCAGGCCGCACCGCAAUUCUUUGAUUGCUCCCUCGACUCAAACCAAAUUGGCUGCAAGCGCGACGUUGCCAAGCAGCCCGAGGUGGUUGCUCGUUCUCCCGAACCCGAGCCGCAAUUCUUCGAUUGCUCCCUCGACUCAAACCAAAUUGGCUGCAAACGCGACGUUGCCAAGCAGCCCGAGGUGGUUGCUCGUUCUCCCGAACCCGAGCCGCAAUUCUUCGAUUGCUCCCUCGAUUCGGAACAACUUGGCUGCCGCAAAAAGCGUGAUCUCGCCAGGCGUAAAGAGCUCGCCCCCCGCACGCCUGAGCCUCAGUUUUUCGAUUGCUCCCUCGAUUCAAACCAAAUUGGCUGCAAGCGUGACGUUGCCAAACAGCCCGAGGUGGUUACCCGCUCUCCCGAACCCGAGCCGCAAUUUUUCGAUUGCUCCCUCGAUUCAAACCAAAUUGGCUGCAAACGCGACGUUGCCAAACAGCCCAAGGUGGUUGCUCGUUCUCCCGCCCCGGAGCCUGAGCCGCAGUUCUUCGAUUGCUCCCUCGACUCAAACCAAAUUGGCUGCAAGCGCGACGUUGCCAAGCAGCCCGAGGUGGUUGCCCGCUCUCCCGCCCCGGAGCCCAAGCCUCAGUUCUUUGAUUGCUCCCUCGACUCGAACCAAAUUGGCUGCUAG